Rodentolepis nana is the source of this 927-nucleotide messenger RNA. Lineage: Eukaryota; Metazoa; Platyhelminthes; Cestoda; Cyclophyllidea; Hymenolepididae. The record is from the annotation of a GenBank genome assembly.
AUGGAAAUUCUUGGCUCACAUAACUACUUUAUGCUUUCUGCAAGUGAUCCAAAUCUUGACUAUAUGAGAAGCGAGUUUAAAUCGCUUGAAGAGCCAUCCUUAAUGCAAGUCGGCAAUACACUUGCAACUGGUGAUAAUUCAGUUCACCGAUCAGCAUUUAAAGUUCCAUCAAAACUCACUCAACCCAAUCAGAUGUGUAGUGAAGUGGAUCAAAAAAUCGUUCCUGGCGUUUGUCCCUAUGCAACAGAAGACUGGAAUUUGAAAAAUGGACUACUUUCCUUCAAUCCUUUCGAUGACUUGCAAGAAUUGCCCAUCGAUCUCUCUUUAUCUAAACUAAAGAAAGAUGAAGUCCCAAACAAUCAGUGUAAUUCUGAAGGGGCUGGCACCUUUCCAGAAGACCUGACUUUCCAGACCCCAGCAUCGUCCCUAUCAACUGCUUCCGCUUCUUCAAUGCAUUCACCGGCAAAAGGGCCUUCAACAGCUAAAAUCUCAAGAAGGCAGGGGAGAAAGCUACUUCGGUGCCCAGUUCCUGGUUGCGAUGGUAGAAGCCAUUCAUCGGGUAAUUACGCCUCUCAUCGUAGCGUUAGUGGUUGUCCUAAAGCAGAUAAAGCAAUGGUUCAAGCCUUCCACGUUGAACAAAAGUGUCCCACACCAGGUUGUGAUGGUUCUGGCCACAGAACUCAUAACUACACCAGCCAUAGAACUCUGAGUGGUUGUCCGCUACGGGGCCACUCACAGGGACCCAAGCGCCAGCAGCAAAUUCUGGCGAUCCGAAGUCAACAACAGGCUCAGGCACAAGCUCAACUCAACUCUCUCAGUCUCUCACGACUUCAAGCCUUCUCCGCGCUCCAUAAAAUGGCGAGAAUGGAGUCGCCCAUUGUUGGAGUAUGGGAGACGUCGUGGAAAUUGAAAGCUGACUCUUGGUAG